UGAUGGUCCGUCUCGUAGCCGCUGGUGCCCGGCAUUCCACGCACGCCCACCACCCGCAGCGAACAAGAACGAAGCAACUUCUCCUCCUUCUCUCCACCUCCUUGCCAUGACCGGCCAUUCCACAACUGGAGCUGCAGGGGAGACGACACCCGACACGCAAAACAUGGUGGCCCAGGAAGCACCCACCGCCGCUGAGGUUGCGGCUAACGCGGAGACACGCAGUGACAGCAACCCGCUCAACUACUCAAGCAUGGAGGAGUACGUGCGUCUGCAGAAGGGCACGCGCGCUAUCACGUCUGUCCUUAUCGCCAACAACGGUAUCUCGGCCGUCAAGGCCAUCCGCAGUAUCCGUAGCUGGAGCUACGAGAUGUUCGCUGACGAGCACGUCGUGUCCUUCGUCGUUAUGGCCACGCCCGAGGACCUGAAGGCCAACGCAGAGUACAUCCGCAUGGCCGAGCACGUCGUCGAAGUGCCAGGCGGCUCCAACAACCAUAACUACGCCAACGUAUCUCUCAUCAUCGAGAUCGCUGAGCGUUUCAACGUCGACGCUGUCUGGGCCGGCUGGGGUCACGCCUCCGAGAACCCGCUGCUGCCCGACACGCUUGCUCAGACUGAGCGUAAGAUCGUCUUCAUCGGUCCCCCGGGCAAGCCCAUGCGUGCAUUGGGCGACAAGAUCGGCUCCACUAUCAUUGCGCAGAGUGCCAAGGUGCCCACGAUCGCCUGGAAUGGCGACGGCAUGGAAGUCGACUAUAAGGCACACGACGGUAUCCCCGACGAGAUCUACAACGCCGCUAUGUUGCGCGACGGUCAGCACUGUCUGGACGAAUGCAAACGUAUCGGCUUCCCCGUCAUGAUUAAGGCCAGCGAAGGUGGAGGUGGCAAGGGUAUCCGUAUGGUCCACGAAGAGUCCCAGGUGCUAAGUGCCUGGGAAGCUGUGCGUGGUGAAAUCCCCGGCUCUCCAAUCUUCGUCAUGAAGCUGGCACCCAAGUCACGUCACUUGGAGGUGCAGCUACUGGCUGAUACUUACGGUAACGCUAUCGCGCUCAGUGGCCGUGACUGCUCCGUGCAGCGUCGCCACCAGAAGAUCGUCGAGGAAGGCCCCGUGCUCGCACCCACUGAAGAAGUGUGGGAGAAAAUGAUGCGCGCUGCCACUCGUCUUGCCAAGGAGGUCGAGUACGUCAACGCCGGUACCGUUGAGUACCUGUUCAGUGAGCUACCGGAGGACAACGGCAACUCGUUCUUUUUCCUGGAGCUUAACCCGCGCCUGCAGGUGGAACACCCCGUCACAGAAAUGAUCACGCACGUGAACCUGCCGGCUGCUCAACUGCAGGUGGCUAUGGGCAUUCCGUUGCACUGCAUCCCGGAUGUGCGUCGUCUGUACAACAAGGAUGCGUUCGAGACGAGUCCUAUUGACUUCGACACGGAGAAGCAGAAGCCUCCGCAUGGACACGUUAUCGCUGCGCGUAUUACCGCCGAGGACCCGAACGCCGGUUUCCAGCCCACCAGUGGUGCCAUCCAGGAGCUCAACUUUCGCAGUACGCCCGAUGUUUGGGGCUACUUCUCGGUGGAUUCGUCCGGCCAGGUGCACGAGUUCGCUGACUCGCAGAUUGGUCACUUGUUCUCGUGGAGCCCGACCCGUGAAAAGGCCCGUAAGAACAUGAUUCUGGCGCUCAAGGAGCUGUCGAUCCGUGGUGAUAUCCAUACGACAGUGGAGUACAUUGUCAACAUGAUGGAGUCCGACGAUUUUAAGUACAACCGCAUCUCCACGUCCUGGCUGGAUGAGCGUAUCUCGCACCACAACGAAGUGCGUCUGCAGGGCCGUCCGGACCCCUUGAUGGUGGUUCUGGUUGGAGCCGUGUGCUGCGCGUAUCAGGCGUCGAAUGCGCUUCAGGAGGAGUACGUUAGUCAGAUCGAGCGCGGUCAGCUUCCUCACAGUCAGUUGCUGUCUCAAGAAGAGUCGCUGGAGCUCAUUUACGAAGGUAUCAAGUACAACAUCAAGGCGUGCCGUAGUGGCCCCAUCCAGUUCACUCUGUUCUGCAACGACUCGUACGUGCAGGUGGAGAUCCGUACGCUGUCGGACGGAGGUUUCCUGGUGCUGCUGAACGGCAAGUCGCACGUUGCGUACGCUACCAAGGAGGCACAAGGUCUGCGUCUUGUUGUUGACAGCCACACGUGCGUGUUCACUAAGGAAUACGACCCCACGCGUCUGGUGACCAACACGGCCGGUAAGCUCGCUCGUUACCUGGUGGACGACGGUGCCAGUCUGCGUCGCGGUAUGCCGUACGCUGAGAUUGAAGUGAUGAAGAUGUACAUGCCGCUACUGACUCCGGAGGCUGGUGUUAUCCGUCUUCUCAAGUCGGAGGGUGCUGUGUUGGCGCCUGGCGACUGCAUCGCUACUAUGGAGCUGGAUGAUCCGUCGUGUGUCAAGAAGUCUGACGUGUUCAUGGGCAAGCUUCCGUCCUCGGAGAACACCAACGGAAACAGCACCAAGUCGGUGCACAAGAUGCGCAAGUCUCUCGCUUUGCUGAAGAGUGUGCUGCAGGGUUACUACGCGCCCGAGGAUCUUACGCAGAAGGCUUUGGUUGACCUGUUCCAGGUGCUCAAGGAGCCUCUGCUGCCCGUGGAGGAGAUCAAGGAGGCCAUGUCAUCGCUCGCCGGUCGUAUUCCGCUUGACGUGUUCGCGAAGGUCACGGACAAGAUCCAGACGUUCAAGAAGGCUGUGGCCGAGGAGCCCAAUGCUACCCACGAGUUCAACGUCGCUGAGGUUGCUGAGAUCCUGGACGAGCACAAGAAGACGCUCGACACGGACCGCAAGCGUUCGGACUUUGAGGCUUCUAUCGUGGCGCUCCGUGAUAUUACCACCAAGUACAAGCACGGCCUGAUCUCUGGCGAGGAGGCGGUUCUGACCGAGCUGAUCAACGAAUACUUCACCGUGGAGACUGUGUACGCUAACUCGCACAACAUUGAGGAUGUGGUGAUGGCUCUGCGUCAGCAGAACUCGGCGGAUCUCAACAAGGUGUUCUCUAUCGCGCGCUCGCACAAGGCUCUGGAGGCGAAGAACAAGCUGCUGCUGCAGCUUCUUGCGCAGAUGGCCCGCGGCACGGCUGUGGCUCCGCGCAAGUCGAUGAAGUCUGCUGCGUUUGUGCCGCUCCUCGAGAAGCUGGCCACGUUCAAGGAGAAGCAGUACUCGCUGGUGGCUCUGGAGGCGCGUCAGCUUCUGAUUGACAACAAGAUGCCGUCGUACCGCGACCGUCUUAGCCAAGUGGAGAAGGUCCUCAAGGACUACAUCGCCAACGGCUCGUCCACGAACCUUGCUGAAGCCUGCGCGAACCUGCUGGAUCAGUCCCAGCCGCUCUUCGACCUGCUCAUUUCGCUGCUCGACCACGAAGACCAGAAGAUCCGUGAGUUGGCGCUGGAGCUGUACGCUCUGCGUGUGUACCGCUCGUACCUCAUCGAGUCGAUGGAGACCAUGAGCUUCAACGACAUCUUUGCCAAGACGUUCCAGUUCAAGUCGCCGGUUGUCGAUGCACUGGCUGUCGGCGUUGCUCCUGCUGAGAGUUACGACGACCUGGCGAGUCUUCUGCGUCGCAACAGCUCUGCCAGCUCGCUGGACCUGGGCGAACACAACUCUGAGGAUUCCAACGAGGAACAGGAACAGAUCGAGAAGCCGCUUGCCAAGCCUGUCGAGAGCUACCAGAAGAUCUCGCCCAGCUUCGAGCGUCACGGUGCCAUUAUUCGUCUUGCGAACCUCGAGGCGUUCCAGAAGGCGUUCACGGAUGUUAUGUCGCUGUUCCCGUUGGCAAAGAAGACGCUGUCGGUGCGCAAGGACCCGCUUGUGAACGUCCUGCACGUCAUUUUGGUGGACGAGCACUCAGAGGAGUCCAAGCUUUUGGAACAGGCUGAGGCGUACCUCAAGUCGGUGGACGACGAUCUGCGCGCGCACAACAUUCGUCGCGUGACCUUCUCGGUGCGUCCGCAGAACAUUGAGAACGUCUCGGUUCACAACGCAGACAUGGCGCUGUACCCGAACAUCUACACGUUCCCUGGCCGUCUGGCCUACAGCGAGGACAAGAUCUUGCGCCACAUGGAGGCCCCACUCGCCUACAAGCUGGAGCUGCGUCGUCUGCAGAACUACAGCGUGACGCCUUUGACGUCGGAGAACAAGAACGUUCACCUGUAUCUGGCCAAGAUCAAGGAGUCGGACGCGCACAUCGUGACCGACCGCUUCCAGCGCAUCUUUGUUCGUGCGGUGGUUCGUCAGCUCGACCACGACGGCAGCGGCUCUCGUUCGCAGUAUGACGCGUACCCGGGCCCUGAACGUUCGCUUGUCGAUGCUCUGAACGCUCUGGAGGUGAACCUGUCCAACCCUCUGGUCAAGAAGUCGUCGCUGCCGACCAAGAACAACCACGUGUACCUCAACAUCCUGCCUCAGGCCAUUGUGGACCCGCAGUACCUGGAGGGCGUCAUCCGUAUUCUGGCGUACCGUUACGCUGAGCGUCUGGAGCAGCUUGGUGUGUCCACGGUGGAGCUCAAGAUCAUUGCUCGCUUCAACAGCGAAGCCCCGGCGAUCCCGGUGCGUCUCGUGGCUGAGAACCCGACGGGUUACGUGGUGCGCGUGCAGGCGUACGUCGAGGCUGCUGGCCACGAUGAGCCCAUCUUCACCUCGAUCGGUGACGAGACGCACGGCGAGCUGGACGGCAUGCCGGUCACGACGCCGUACCCGGUCGUGUUCCCGUUCGACAAGAAGCGUCAGAUGGCCAAGGCCAUGUCCAACACGGUGUACGUCUACGACUUCCUGGAGCUCAUCGAGUACAACCUGUUGCGUCAGUGGCGCAAGUACGUGCAGCAACGUACGCGCGGUGGCGGCUCGAAGAUCACCAUCCCGAACCUGUUGAUGGAAACGCGCGAGCUGAUCCUGGACGCGACGGGCAAGGCGCUGACGGAGACUACGCGCCCGCGUGGCCAGAACGACAUCGGCAUGGUGGCGUGGCUGCUGACGCUGUACACGCCAGAGUUCCCGGACGGACGUGAGAUCAUCAUCAUCGCCAACGACAUCACGUUCAAGGCUGGUUCCUUCGGUACUCGCGAGGACACGCUGUUCGACCUGGCGUCCAAGCUGGCUCGCUCCAAGGGUAUUCCUCGUUUCUUCUUCUCUGCCAACGCUGGUGCUCGCAUCGGUAUGGCCGAGUCCAUUAAGGCGCUGUACAAGGUCUGUUGGAAGGAUGAGACCAACCCCACCAAGGGCUUCGAGUACCUGUACUUGACGCCUGAGGACUACAAGGUUGCGUCGGCCGAGGGAUCCGUUAACGCUGAGCUGCUGGUCACCAGCACGGGUGAGGAGCGCUACGUGCUGAACGACAUCGUCGGUCGCGAGAUUGAUCUUGGUGUGGAGUGCCUGCGUGGCAGUGGUACAAUUGCCGGCGAGACGUCGCGCGCGUACCAGGACGUGUUCACGCUGACGUACGCCUGCGGCCGCAGUGUCGGUAUCGGUGCCUACUUGGUCCGUCUGGGUCAGCGUACGGUGCAGAACGCUACGCACUCGCCGAUCAUCCUGACGGGCUACCAGGCGCUGAACAAGCUCAUGGGCAAGGAGGUGUACACGUCGAAUGACCAGCUUGGUGGUGUGAAGAUCAUGCACACGAACGGUGUGACGCACCUGACGGCGAAGAACCACCUCUCGGGCAUCUACUCUAUCCUCGAGUGGCUGAGCUUCGUGCCGGCUGUUCGUCGCGGCCCGCUCCCGAUCCGCGACCUGACCGGUGUGGAUGAGAUCGAGCGUACGGUGGACUUCUGUCCCGCGGACAAGAGCACGCAGUACGACCCGCGUGCGCUGCUGGCGGGUAAGGUGGACGAGUCGACGGGCAAGUGGAUCUCCGGUCUUAUGGACAAGGACUCGUUCCGUGAGACGCUUGACGGCUGGGCCAAGAGCGUGAUCGUCGGCCGUGGCCGUCUUGGUGGCAUCCCGUGCGGUGUGGUCGUCACCGAGGUGCGCACGUCCGAGAAGGUUAUCCCGGCUGACCCGGCCACCCCUGCGUCGCAGGAGAACCUGAUGCAGCAGGCCGGACAGGUGUGGUUCCCGGACUCCGCCCACAAGACGGCUACUGCCAUCAAGGACUUCAAGGGCGAGGACCUGCCGCUGUUCAUCCUGGCCAACUGGCGUGGUUUCUCCGGUGGCCAGCGCGACAUGUUCGACGAGGUGCUCAAGUUUGGUGCUGCGAUCGUGGAUGGCCUCGUCAACUACGAGCAGCCCGUGUUCGUGUACAUCCCGCCGUUCGCUGAGCUGCGUGGUGGCGCCUGGGCCGUGGUGGACCCUACCAUCAACGAGGGUAUCAUGGAGAUGUACGCCGACCCGCAGGGCCGCGGUGGUGUGCUUGAGCCGGCCGGUCUGAUUGAGAUCAAGUACCGCAAGAAGCAGCUCUUGCAGACCAUGCAUCGCUUGGACGACAAGCUCAAGCAGCUCACCGCUCGUCUGGCUGAGCUGUCGCCUGAGCAGAAGGAGACCGAGGGAGCCAAGAUUUCGGCUGAGAUCAAGACCCGUGAGGAGACUCUCCUACCGAUCUACGUGCAGGUGGCCACGGAGUUUGGUGACCGUCACGACACGCCCGGCCGUAUGAAGGCCGUGGGUUGCAUCCGUCAGGUUGUGCCCUGGUCGAACUCGCGCAAGUUCUUCUACUGGCGUCUCAAGCGUCAGCUCGCCGAGUUCUCGCUGCGUCGCCAGGUGGUGGCUGCCAGCGCCGGCGGCCCGCGCGCUACAACGUUCGUGGGCUCUGAACUGGUGCUUAAGGGCUGGUUCACGGAGGCGGUGAACGGCGGCCGUGUGCCGCGCCAACAGAACGUGUCGGUGGACGAGCUGUGGUCGCACGGCGACUCGGACGUGUUGCUGUGGCUGUCGAGCGACAAGGAGUGGAUCGCCUCGCGCGUGGCUGAGCUGCGCCAGGAGCAGAUGGCCUCGCAGGUUGUCGAGAUCGGCCGCAAGGACCCCAAGGCCGCCGUCGCCGGUAUCCUCGAGGUGCUCAACCUGCUGAGCGACAAGGACCGCGAGGAAGCCGUGAACGCUCUGCGUCGUGGCUCCAUCUUCCACAAGUAAGUGACGUCUAGUGUUACAUGAGUUAGAGAAGAGGAACAAGUGAAUGAAUAUGUAUCGCUUCAUGAAUUUUA
This is a messenger RNA of Phytophthora nicotianae INRA-310, 7158 nucleotides long. RefSeq lists its product as hypothetical. Gene Ontology annotation, biological process: fatty acid biosynthetic process. Bases 107 to 7087 code for a protein of 2326 amino acids. The transcript has a single exon. The record is from RefSeq and is a predicted model, not a curated record. Lineage: Eukaryota; Oomycota; Peronosporomycetes; Peronosporales; Peronosporaceae. Gene Ontology annotation, molecular function: metal ion binding; ATP binding; acetyl-CoA carboxylase activity.